Molecule: messenger RNA, 6761 nt
Organism: Brassica napus (rape)
Lineage: Eukaryota; Viridiplantae; Streptophyta; Magnoliopsida; Brassicales; Brassicaceae
Exons: 5
Coding region: 5476-6573 (365 amino acids)
Source: RefSeq, a predicted model, not a curated record
AAUUGCAGCCACGAUUUUCUCUAUCAUGUUUUUGUGGCUGUAUUUAUUCAUUGUUUUACCACCGAAAAAUCGUGGCUACACUUAUUUCGGAAGCACUAUCAGCAUUUGUGGCUGGAAAAUUGAUCUCUGACAAUAUCCUCGUAGCUCAUGAGAUGUUUCAUGGAUUGAGGACUAACAAGUCAUGCCAGGACAAAUUUAUGGCCAUCAAAACAGAUAUGAGUAAAACUUAUGAUAGAGUUGAAUGAAUUUUUAUUCAAGAGCUACUUUCCAAGAUGGGAUUCGAUCAUCAUUGGACACAACUAAUGAUGGAAUGUAUUUCAUCGGGUAAGUAUAGAGUUUUAUUGAAUGGUCAACCAAAAGGAAACAUAACUCCACAAAGUUGCUUACGACAGGGGGAUUUAUUAUGUGUACGAACGCAUUGGUAGCAAAUAUUAAAAAAGAAGAGAGAGAGAAACAACUGACCGGCAUAAACUUUGCAGUCCUAAGGACGAUGGAGGCUUAGGGUUUAAGAAUCUCACAAAAUUUAAUACAGCUAUGCUGCGGAAGCAAUUUUGGACGUUGAUAGAGAAAACAACACAUUAUUCUCUCGUGUUUUCAAAGAACGGUAUUUCAGGAAUGCAUCACCCCUGGAACCAAUUAGAUUGUACUCGUCGUCCUAUAUCUGGCAUAGUAUGGUCUCUACUAGAUCUCUGGUUAGUAAAUGACUAAUCAAAAGGGUCGGAUCAGGAUCAUCUAUCUCAGUAUGAAAUGAUCCUUGGCUCCAAUCCACUCGCCCGAGACUAGCAAAUAAAAAUUAACACAAUCUUUACCCGGAUCUUACGGUGAAUUCCCUCAUCAAUGUGACAUCGAGAACUUGGAAUUUACAGGUAAUUCAGAAUCUGGUCGAUCUAUAAGAUACACAAAUAAUUGAAAGUAUACCAUUGAGUCGAAUUCAGACAGCGGAUCGUGAUGGAUGUCAUUUUACUAAUAAUGGGAGAUGCACAGUUAAAUGUGGAUAUCAGUUAGAACGAGUGUACCCAGAUAGAGAAAGAAGGCUACCAGAGUAUUGUCCUUCGGUCUCACCAUUGAAGGCAAUCUGCUGGAAAGUACGCUGUCCACCUAAGAUGAAAGAUUUUUUAUGGCAAUUGGUAUCAGGAUGUAUAGCAGUUAAGAAAAAUCUGAGAGCAAGAGGAAUACAAGGGGAUAUAAUUUGUGUAUGAUGUGGAGCAUCUGAGGAAUCUACAAAUUGUGUGUGUUUUUGAAUGUCCACCGGCGGUUUAGGUUUGGGAACUUUCACGAACUCCAUCGAAGCCAAAUAUCUUUCCCACUCAUUCACUCUUUGCAAACAUAGAUCAUUUAUUUUGGAGGGUUUCUCCGGAAUUGAAAAAUCAUCAAUUUGGAUGGAUCUUAUGGUACAUACGGAAAGGAAGAAAUAAAAAAGUAUUUAGUAAUUUUGAUAUUGAUCCUAGAGAUACUCUUAAAUUGGCAGAAACAAAGUCUUUACUUUGGGCCGAUGCAUAAUUUUCACUUACACAGGGAAUUGAUCAAAUUUGAUUACGAGUAGAAGCAAUAGUACCGACUAUUCCAGGAAGAUGGUGCUUUACGGAUGGAUCAUGGAAAAAUCAGAAAAUCUAUUCGGGUCAAGGGUGGUAUAGCACACUAGAAGGUUUUGUUGGUUUAAUGGGAGAGAGGAAUAUAAGAGGGAGUUAGUCGCCACUUCACUCAGAGAUAGAGGUUUUUAUUUGGGAAAUGGAAUGCAUGAAGAAUUUAAAGCAGUUUACUGUUACAUUUGCAACAUAUUGCUCUCAGUUGGUGAAGAUGGUUUCGGAACCAGAAGAAUGACCAGCCUUUACAAGUUAUUUGGAAGACAUAAAGUUCUUGAAGAGAAGUUUCAAUAGCUCGGAGCUCAUUCAUAUUCCACGGACACAAAAUUCAAAGGCGGAUAGUCUCGCACGCAGUGCAAAAAAGCAACCGUUGUUUAUUGUCCAUAUGGAUGUGGAGUUACCACUUUGGUUGGUUUGCAGAGUCUACAUAAAUCUGUUUAAAUUGCUGGAAAAAAAAAUGUAGCUACACUUAGCUACGGUUUUGCCACUAAAUAAUUGUGGUUGAACUUAGCCAAUUUUAUUUUUAUAUUGCCUAUCUACAUAUACUGUUUCAGUCAUUUUUUUGUUUGUUUUCAUUACCCAAUGGAAUAUCAAAAUCAGUUACUAUUGUAUUAAAUAUGUAAAUAAACCAAUACACAUAACUAAGAAAAUAUAGAAUUAUAUUCAACAUAAUUAUACAUUAUAGCAGUCUAAAAAUAACUCACCAAAAGAAUUCUUUUACAAGGAAUUAAGAAAACUAAGAGUUCAAAAGAAUUCAAAACCAUCUAAAAUGUCACUAAAGGAAUAUAUCUAUUACAAUCCCACAAACUAGCACCAAGCAUCAAGCUGCGACUUCUCUUUCUGCAUGUGGUUCAAUGGAUGAACAAAUAUGAGAAACGUUAGUGGAUGAAUGAAAUGUAAGUGAAAAAGUUUAAUUCCACUCUGCACAAUAAUUUAGUUUAUUUAUGUUUGUUAAAUAGUGAUUGUUAAAAAUUAUGUUACAUGGACAAUGUAGCUCAAUCGUUUAGACUGGUAAGUGAAAUGGCAAAAUAGAGUAACUUAAAUAGAGUGAACUGGAGUAAAUAUUUUUUUUAUCAUAUGAUUUUUUUUCCUUUUCAACAGAAAACUUUUCACUCCGUAAAAAUGACGAAAACUUUUACUCUAGAAUUGUGGGCACGAGAAAUUUUGUUUUUAAACUUUUAUAUUCUACCACUUUCCUUUGAUAGUUUACCAGUCACAGGCAAUAUUUUUUAUCACACAAGAAUAUAUAUAAUAUUUUUAUUAUUUGUUUUCUUUCUACAGACAAAUAUCUUUUUCUAAAUAUUAUAUAUAAAUUAAUGACACAUAUAAAUAUUGAAAAAGUAUUUUAAAAUAAAAUAUUAAAUUAUAUUGAUAAGUCAUUAGUAAAAAUGUUCUGCUAUAUCCACAGCAAUUUUGUGUCUAUAUAACUAAAACCAUGAUUAUAUGAAAAUAGGAUUUGUUGUCAAAAAAACCUUCUGGCUAUAAAAAUCAUAGUUAAUCGUGGCUAAUUAAUCACAGUUCUGGGCUGGAUAUCAAUUUAAACAGCAAUGUGAGCACCAAUACUUAUAAUCAUCUUAUCCUUUGGUGACUUUUGAUUGAAAAAAAAAACAUCUGGAGUUUACCACAGGUGAAAAUCUCCAACAGAGGGGAGUCUUAUCUAAUACCAACUGGUCCUACUGCAACCAACAAGAGACCACUCUCCACAUCCUGUUCCAGUGUCGUUAUGCUCAAGAAGUUUGGAAACUUGGACCAUGGAAUGAUCAACUUUACCCUAAUCUGUUUGAUUCUUUUAAACUCUUCUUGUCAGUUUCCAAUCAAAAAAGAAUCUCACACCCUAUGGGGUCUCAGACAAUCUUCUUCCUUAGCUAAGUUGGUCGAUUUUGUGUGCCCGUAAUCAGCGCCUCUUACAGAAUAGAUCUCUAUCGCCACAAGAGACUUUCAACAAAGAUAUAUUCCUGGCCAGGGAGUGGCAAAAAGCCCAACGUCCAACCGCAGGAAGACCAUCUAGGCUCGCAAUUCCUCCGCUCCUACCUGAAGAGACGAUCUCCAUCCGCUGUAAUACGGACGCAGCCAGGAGAUCAGACUCUUCUACAUCAGGAAUUAAUUGGAUCUUCACCUCCCCAUCAGCCUCUGAAAUUAAUAGAGGAGCCAUGAUCCAACUGCAUGUCUCCUCCCCUCUACUUGCGGAAUCUCUAGCUGUAAGGGAAGAUCUCCUACAGGCGAUCUCUCUCAACAUCACUCACAUCUGGGUACACUCAGACUCUCAAGUGCUCAUCAGAGCAAUCUACUGGAAGCGAGGACCAUCAGAGCUUCACGGAGCUCUCUCGAACAUCGUCGGUCUCUCUUCCUCCUUUGCUUUUUGCUUCAUUUCUUUUGUUCCUGGAAUUUCUAAUGGGCCAGUUGGUGCUCUGGCUAAGACCUGUCUGAACAACUUUGCUCUUAUUGGGUUUUAAGCCCAUUUCCAAUGGAAUUUUUAUGUGAUAAAAAAACAAACUAGACACAGUUUUGCCACAACCAUUUCAUAAUAACUAGAGUUUUGUCACGGGAUAAUUGUGGCUAUAUAUAGCCACAAUUUUCUUUAUAUUGUUUUCGUCAUAAUUUUUAUAUAAAAGUAAAAUCCGACACAGCAAUUCUUAAGUUCACGAUAAACACAUCAUUUUUCAUACAUACAUCAUAAGAAACAAAAGCUAGGUGCAAUCUUUUAUGUAUGUUAGAUACUCUCUAAAUAUAAAUAAAUAAAUAAAUUAAAUUAAUAAAUUUUGUCAAUUUUGAAUUGAAACAGUGUAAACAUAACACAAUUCGAUAAGAUAAUAAAUAAAAUUAUAUAUUAAUAACUAAUGUAUAUAAAGUUUUUAUAUAUAUAAAACGUAUAAUAUAUAGUUUGUUUUUUAUUCACAUUGAAGUCUAUCUUUAAUUUUUUCUAAACUUUCUAGAUAAAUUAGUGUUGUUUUGUCAUUUUAAACCUAAAAAUUCUUUUGCAUGUAUGAAAUAUAUUUUCUAUACACCAAAUAAUCGAAUAAGUAUAACAUACAUUUUCUAUAAGUAAACUCUAAUCAAUAUAUAUAUAUCAGAAGAUCAAGUGUUUUUUUUAUUUUUACAUCUAUAAAACAAACUUCAAAAUAUAUAAAUUAAUCUAAAAUUGAAAUUUUAUGCAAAUUAAUAACUUUAUAAAUUAAUAAUUAUCAAAAGUCCUAACAAUAUUACUUUAUAGAAUUUAAUGCAUAUGAUAUUUCAAGAAUUAAUAAAGUAUGCCAUGGCUAAACAUUACAUUAAUGAAAAUAUAGAUAAACAACAGGUUUUUUUUUUUUUAAUCUGCACAUAAUAUUUUGCUUGAUACAGACCGACCAUCCCAGGAUAUUUAUUUUUCUCCCUUAAUCCUUUUGAGUUUUUUUUUUCUAGUUAAAACCUAAAGUUUGAGUAAUUAUACCUAUGUUCUAAUAUUUGCACAUGUGUGUGUGAAUGUUACAGUUCUAAUUGAAAUCAUACAAUAACUAAAAUAGAGAUAAGCUGAUCAGAGAGUCCCUCCACGUCGACAUAUAAAAUCAGCCAAUGGGGUAGGUUUAUUUGUCGACGUCACACAAACUAGACCUGAUCUUGGGCUUUUAUUUUUUAUUGAUCCGUAAAGCCCAUCCUCAUGUGUAGCCCAAUAUCAGCGUCUUCUCAACGCUUCGCUUGCCAACCCUAAAAUGGUGCGACGAUUAUUCUCUUCGACGACUCCCCUCUUCGCCGUUUCUCCUUUCUCCGCAGAUCGAUCAAUCGGCACCAUAUUCAUAAGUGUGGAAUGAAUCGUCUGGAGAACUCAUUAAUGUGUUCUUUCGCCUAUCCCCCUUCCAAUUUCUAUAUAACCUUCGUAUUUUCUCCAGAUUAGUUACACACACAAAUAUCUCGAAACAUGAAUUCCAACAGUCAAACACCUGUUACCGGCGAUGUUCCCGCGACGAAACCAUACGGAAAAGACAUUGUAUCCUCCGCCGAGCCGAUCAAACGAGUCGAUCAAACUGGAGUCUCUCUCGAUUCAGCUGCCUUCGGCGAUUCGAAGUAUAAGAAGCAAGACGGCAACGCCGUUGUCUCCUCCGCUUUUCCGGCCAAAUAUGCCGGCAAACCCGAAGAUUCUCUCGCUACAGCUAUCUCCGGCGAUUCGAAGUCCAAGAAAUCAAACGGCAAGGCAGUUGUCUCCUCCACCGAUCCGGUCAAACGACCCCGUCAAUACGGAGUCUCUCUCGCUAACGCUGUCUCCGGCGAUCCAGCUUCCAGGAAACUAAACGGCAAAGCUGUCGUCUCCGCCUCUGAUGAAGUACUAUUCUUCAAAGAUCUCAAGUUCGGACCACAAGAAGGCGAGCUAAGAUUUCGUCUGAUACAUUUUUGGGAGGCUCGGAACGCACUCACGAAGGUCCUUUUUGGUCUUGAAUUGCUUCUGAUAGACGGACAGGGCACUGUGAUCCAAGGGUUCAUCCCACAAAACAGGAUCGAGACCUAUUUGCCACAUAUGUUCGCUGGUUCCGUCUACAGGCUUAAUAACUUUUAUGGCUCCAAAAGCAAGAAUGUGUACCGAGUUGCUGAGCCAGACGUGAUCAUUUCUUUCACAUGGAAUUCUGUGCUCUCCGUUCUCUUGAACAGUCCGGUCCCGUUUCCUGAAGAUCGGUUCCGAUUCUAUGGUUACGAAGAGUUCGAGGCGGCCUGUGAUCUCAAGGGAGAUCUUUAUGACUAUGUCGGUCACUUGAAACUGGUGAAUGAGCAGGCCUUGAGUGACAGUCUUGUGCUUGAUGAAGUCGAGAUCGCUUCUUCAAGAAGAAUUUUGGUCCAUGUCCAGACACAUGAUGGUCCUGUCAUGAAGCUGUACUUAUGGGACAAGGCCGCUGCGGCCUUCUAUGAGAAGUUUAAAGCGCUUGGAAAACCUCCAUCUGUUAUUCUGGUGACAACUGUGAAUCCAAAACAUUUUGGAGGUGCCUUAACUCUGUCAUCUUUUUCAUCUUCGCGUGUAUUUUUUUGAUAUGGAUGUUCAAGCAACCAGAGAAUAUCUGGCUUGGUAUGUGUUCAUUUGUUGAUUUGGACCGUCUAUUUUAAACCACCAAGCAUUUUACUUUUUAAAAAUUUUUGUUUCCGAUUAUUUUCUCAGGUUUGAAUCGAACACAGAAGUUGCCAACAGGGUGAAUGCUGAGAUUGUCACCAAAGCUGAGA